AUGAGAGAAAUACUCAGGAGUCAAGCCACACCGAGAUGCACAUCUACAGGGGAAAAGACCGUUCCUACUGACGAUAAUUGGAAGGAUGCGCCUCAACCGCCUGAACCGCCUCCCACUACGACGGAGGCAUCACUGACCCUCAUUCCUCCCGUCUGGAAUGCCAUGGUCCCAGCUGGUCUUCCCAAAGACAAGUGCAUGUACAAACACGGCAAUGUCCCUCCAAGUCCCCUUGACUUGGAUGACGGGCAACCUCGCAGCUACAAGCUUAUCGGUUGGAUGCCAACCGAGAAUGAGACGCUACAACCACCAGCUACCCCGUGCUACCUCCCUCACCUUGGACUGAUACAAAAGUAA
Messenger RNA from Colletotrichum lupini, 354 nucleotides. RefSeq lists its product as uncharacterized. Lineage: Eukaryota; Fungi; Ascomycota; Sordariomycetes; Glomerellales; Glomerellaceae. The coding region runs from base 1 to 354 and encodes 117 amino acids. The record is from RefSeq and is a predicted model, not a curated record. The transcript is spliced from 5 exons.